This is a messenger RNA of Arabidopsis arenosa, 544 nucleotides long. Lineage: Eukaryota; Viridiplantae; Streptophyta; Magnoliopsida; Brassicales; Brassicaceae. The record is from the annotation of a GenBank genome assembly.
GUUCUCUAACCUUUUUAUUUUCUUUUGCUUCUUCUCAAUAACUUCUAACAAAUUAAAAAUGGCUUUGAGGGCUCCUCUACUCAUGUUUGUUCGACUUGCAGCAAAUCAGGAGAUUAAAGCAUCGACGACACAAUUUCAUGAAGUUUUAAGAGCAGUGGAGAACAGGCAAUCCAGAGCCAGGUUCGUCGUCUUGGCUCUUGAUGUGAAUCCCAACUUAAGAAUUCAGAUCGAAGCUGCUUGUGUUCGCCAUGGAGUUCUCAUGUUCCAUGUACCAAGUAACGAGUUAAGAAUUGCUGCUCAUGUUGGUGUCCCCGUAGUCGCUUGUGCGAUCCUCAGAGCUCCUCGCGGUGAUGAAGGAUUCCUGCGUAUGUGGAUCAACAUGCUAAAUACGAUUUCUGGACUUGAAGAACAAUUAGGGUAUCAUCCUACAUUAUAGAGAUUCGGGUGGUUUUAAAAUAUUAUAUUACUACGAAUAAUGGGGCAUUUGGGAGAAAUUAUGUGGGUUUUUAGUAUUUUAUUUAGUUAAUAAUAUGGUACUAUGAUU